AUGACUACAAGGGAACCUAGAGGAUUUGGGUUCAUCCAAUACUUUGAUACUGAGGAUGCUUCUGAUGCAAAGUACCAUAUGGAUGGGAAGAUGCUGCUUGGAAGGGAAAUUGUUGUUGUUUUUGCAGAGGAAAACUGGAAGAAGCCUUCUAACAUGAGAGCCAGGGAAAAAAUAAGUGGCAGAGGCCGUUCUUAUGAUGGGAGGUUGCGCUCAAGAUCACCUGGGUUGAACGAUUCUCCUAGGGGUAGAUCACGGUCCCAAAGCCGAAGCUACUCGCCAGCACUUAAGCAAAAGCACUAUUCAAGGUCCCCGGCUCCUCGACCUCGGGAGAGAUCUUUGUCGCGUUCCCCAGCUGUCAACAGAUCAAGGAGUGCAAGCCCCAUUGUUAGCAGGUCUCCUCGUAGGCAGGGGUCUCUCUCUGUUAGCGAGUGAGGUAUCUCAGGGCUCUGUGUGACUAUCUUGUCACUGUUAUGCUGAACCAUAUAUGUUUCAGAUUAUUUUUGUUAGCACCCUCGUGUGUACUCUAGGAUAUCUGAACGUGUACUAUGUAUUGGGUAUUCCAAAAUCUCUGAUGAGUGAAGUGGGUUGUGAACCAA
Molecule: messenger RNA, 596 nt
Organism: Zea mays
Lineage: Eukaryota; Viridiplantae; Streptophyta; Magnoliopsida; Poales; Poaceae
Product: serine/arginine-rich SC35-like splicing factor SCL33
Exons: 4
Coding region: 1-432 (143 amino acids)
Molecular function (GO): RNA binding
Source: RefSeq, a predicted model, not a curated record